Molecule: messenger RNA, 894 nt
Organism: Toxorhynchites rutilus septentrionalis
Lineage: Eukaryota; Metazoa; Arthropoda; Insecta; Diptera; Culicidae
Gene: Ankrd49
Product: ankyrin repeat domain-containing protein 49
Exons: 2
Coding region: 139-834 (231 amino acids)
Molecular function (GO): protein binding
Source: RefSeq, a predicted model, not a curated record
ACUGACAGGCUGUGUCUUCGGUUAUCUUUGACGCGGCCAUUUAUUAUUGCUCUUUUGUUUUGUUUCUGAAUCUCAGGUUUUUGUAAUAAUCCAUUUAAAGACAAAUCUUCCAGCGUUGAUAAAAUUUUGACUUAAAUUAUGUCCAAACAAAAAUCUGGCGAAGAAUGGGAGCAAAUAGCGCGUGGCAUCCAAGACGAUAAACGUGAUGAAAUCGAAUCGAUGGAGGAUUUGGAGGAGAAAAUGCGAAACACUCCGAGAGGAAUGUUUGUGAGCGGAUGGGAUGAUCCAAAUGACCUCAUCGAGGAAGACAAAAAUCCUCACGAGACAUUGGAGCGCCUGGCUCUAUGGGCUGCGGGCGAAAAUAAAAUGGAAAUCGUGGAAGACGUCGUUUCCAAGAAGCCAUCCGUUGUUCACGCCGUUGACCCGGAUGGGUACACCCUCCUGCAUAAAGCCUGUUAUAAUAAUAACAAACAGUUGGCACGAGUACUUCUUCGACAUGGGGCCGAUCCAAAUGCAAGAACCGAGCUUGGUUGGACGCCGUUACAUUCGGCCUGUAAGUGGAACAAUGCCGAGUGUGUAGCUCUGAUGCUGCAGCAUGGAGCCGAUAUCAAUGCAGUCUCGGAUGGCGAUCAAACGCCGCUUCACAUAACGGCCACGGUUUCCAACUGCAGAAGCACCCUCGUCACGUUGCUGAUGGACGAACGGAUUAAGCCAGAUUUGGUGAAUAAUUCCAAUGAGACGGCGGCUGCUAUCGCGAAGAGAAGUGGCCUUUCUUUGCCGUUGUUCGAUAUGGCUCACUCUGCGCUCACGGUUGAGACCGGAAUAAUAGAUUAAGCAAUAUAUAUAAAAAAAAACUUUUUGCAUUUAAAUAAAAUAUUAAUUUAUUCUUUAAAA